UUGUAUUAAGCAGUACGAUCAAAAGAAACGACUCUACCGACCAGUCAGAUGGUUAUGUCUUUCAAGUUCGCCGAGAGUCAAAACAGUUUCCGUGAACACAAGUUGCUCUCUCGUUAGUCGUUAGCUUCCCGUCUUCUCCCUAGUCUAAAAGUCUCUUUCUACCGCUGAAAAAAAAAGGUGUCUCUUCAUCUUUUAUUAGAAUAAACUUUUUUUUAAAAUCAAAUCUUUAUCUGUAUCUUUCUAGCUUGUUCUUUUCUUCUGCUCCUGCUGCUUAUACGAAUUCAAGAGAUCAAACUUCUCAGUUAACUGUGGAGCUAACUGAUCAGCUGUUGGUAGGUAUGUGAAGAAUACUCCAAAUUCAAUGGUUUCAUGUUCCCAGUUUAUGAAAGCCUUGUCCUUGUUGCGUCUUAAGUCGGUUAAUUAACAUGGUUUGUACCUCUUCCUGUAGUGAGUAAAACUUUAUGGAUGACAGUCUUGGGAAGAUAAAGGUGAUUCCAGAUCAUUUUCAAGUCUCAACUCCCAGUGCUGACUCUCUUCAAAUCAGAAGCUCACCUGUUUCACAGCCAAGUAUUGAUAAUUCUUCAAGGUCCUGUAGCAGUUUAUGGUCUCGGAAAAAAUUGAGAAGUGCUGCGUUAAUGUUGAAUCUGUUCAGUUUACGUGGAUUGCCAUGGAGUUCUGGUGCUGGUCAGGAAAAGGUUCAGUUGACUGCUGCAGAGUUGGAAUCACUUAGAUCAGAACUUGCGGAUAUAGAAGAGAGAGAAGCUCACUUGAAAGCUAGGUUGGAACAUAUUGAUGAAAUUUUGCGGUCAGCUCGUCUUACCGGCUAUUUGUACAUCCGAACGAGGUGGACUGCUUUACCUGGAGAACCUGCUCCUAUUGAUGAUGCCGAAGUUGAAGACUGGCUUCCUCGAUUUGUUGUUCUUCACGGCCAAUGUAUAUUCUUCUAUUUAUUCUCCACAGAUUUGAGCCCUCAGGAUUCCACCCUGCUCUCUGAUGUUGUUGAAGUAGGUUCUCUGCCCAGCUUUAUAAGAGAAGAUGAAGGGACGCAACAUUCCUUUUAUAUCUUAACUCGUCAAGGACUGCGCUAUGAGUGUUCACAUGUUUCUAAAAUACAGGUGGACACCUGGUUAUCAGCUUUGCAGACAGACUGCAAGCUGGGUUCUGAUCUCAAAGUUCCCAAUGGUUCAAGUGAAAAGUAAAAUCAUUUACAGAUUUUUUUUUUAACAGUUGCUUGUAUAUAGAUCAAAUUAACUAACGAUUCUUUUCUUCAUGUACAUAUGAUGGUAUUUUCAAUAAAUCAGCAUUGGAAGCUGUUAGCUAUUCAAAACUAUUUCAA
Theobroma umbraticum is the source of this 1336-nucleotide messenger RNA. The record is from RefSeq and is a predicted model, not a curated record. Lineage: Eukaryota; Viridiplantae; Streptophyta; Magnoliopsida; Malvales; Malvaceae.